CACGAAUUAUUCGUAUCGGGUCGCAUCGCAUCGCGUCGCGUCGCGUCGUGUCGCGUCGCAUCGCCUAUUGUCACGUUCAUUUCCGGGUCGAAUGUCACACCGUGGCGGGCGAUCUUCACGUGGCGGGACACUACGCGUAAUAAGGUAGCGGUCUACCGCGUUCGAGUGGAGAUCGGAAGCGGAUCGCGACGUCCCCGACGUCGUCGACGCGUUGUCGGCUCGAUUCGGUUUCGUUGGCGCGCUCGUGCUUCCUAGCGUUAUCGUACGAUUCGGCUAUCUACACGGUGUGGGAUUAUUACACGGCGCAUCGGGCUGGAUCAACCGUGCGGAACGGACAAACAUUAUUGGUAAAUCGCAGCGUCGAGCUACCCCUUCCCGCAGAUCGCGCGAUGAGAAUGCGAGCGAUCGCUGGCCCUCGUUCGUGAAAAUCUACAUGGGUAACCUAACACUUGAUCGUCCUGCUCCGAAACUCCGCUGUUAUUGUUCGUCCCGACGUUGCACUCCCGCGAUCGAUGCAUCGGUGGAUUGAGAGGAUCCGUCACUUUCCGGGGAUUUCGUUUCGCACCGUGGCGACUGACGAACCGCAGUUGAUCGAAAUAUCACGUGUUGCCAUGUCAUCCAUGUGACACUGGCGAUUGGCUUUAUAAAUAUAUUCAAGUAAAUGAAUCGAAUGUUGCAAUGGGAUUAUGUGUCUCUCUGUGCGAUUGGGGUUCUUUUAAAUGGAAGAAAAUAAUUCCUCCUCGCAAUAUCGCACUGCCAGAAUCUUUGUUAGAGAAGCACUAUGUUUUGAUAGAAUAUGGUAUUAAGUUUUCGAGUAUCUGAGCUUCAGAUGCUUCUUGGUUUUGCUGGUAGAAAUAAAUCUGGCAGGAAGAACGAAUUACAAGGGCGUGCGUUGGAAUUAUUACGCUUAAGAUCGCAUCCAGCUAUUCGAUUAAAGAUACGUGAAUUGUAUAAGACAAUACAAGCGGAUCAAAUGGCAGCGCAUCAAAUGUAUAGUCAAACUGGUAAUUCCACCGAGUCACAAAUCGACCAAAAUAUGCAUAACAGAAAUUAUUAUUCGACAAGACAAGCGAUUAGUCAACAACAACAGCAACAGGCAUCUGUUUCUGCUGGGAAAGAGUUACCUCCGGCUCAUCAAGCAUCUAUGCCUCAAGCACCCAGGACCACUCCAGUAUAUCCGACAAGUGGUUAUACCAAUGUAACACCGCAGGUAUCACGAAAAAGGAGGAGAAAAAAACCAGAUAUUGGACGAAAAAGUAAAGCAACAAAGAACGCAAUACGCAGUCGAAAUAGAAAACAAGAAUCAACAGCAAGUAAUUCUACAUCAAGCAACGAACAGACAUCAGACAUAGCAAGAAAGCAAUUGUUACAUAAUUUAUGCAAUAAUACGCGUACUGCAAAUACAGGAUAUAAUCCAUAUCCAUACCCCACUAAAGUCUUACCAACACCAUUACAAAUACAACCUACGAGCCAAUAUCCGGUUCAUCCAGAUGUUAGACUGAAAAAACUUCCAUUUUUCGACUUAUUAGGCGAAUUAUUGAAACCUUCUAGUUUAAUGCCACAAGGAUCUAUGAGAAUACAAGAAAAUACAUUCUUAUUUCAUUUGACUCCGCAACAAGCAACUGAUAUUGCCAGCUCUCGCGACUGUCGUACUGGUAGUAAAAUGGAUUAUGUUGUACAAGUACAAAUGCGAUUUUGUUUACAAGAAACAUCAUGCGAGCAGGAAGAUUAUUUUCCGCCAAAUAUUGGAGUAAAAGUGAAUGGAAAACUAUGUCCCUUACCUAAUCCUAUACCUACUAAUAAACCAAGUGUAGAACCGAAGAGACCACCACGUCCUGUCAAUAUCAGCCCUUUGGUAAAACUGUCUCCUACAGUCGGGAACGAAAUCCGCGUUACAUGGUCGGCUGAUUAUGGUAGACGAUACGCAAUCGCGGUGUAUCUCGUUAAAAAAUUAACCAGCGCAGAAUUACUCAUUAGAUUAAAAAACAGAGGCCCAAGGCAAUCUGAUUAUACUAGAGGAUUAAUUAAGGAGAAAUUAAAUGAAGAUGCAGAUAGCGAAAUAGCUACUACGUCGUUAAGAGUAUCAUUAGCUUGCCCUUUAGGAAAGAUGAGGAUGUGUACGCCGUGUCGCGCAUCAACGUGUUCACAUUUGCAAUGUUUCGAUGCUUCUCUGUUUCUUCAAAUGAACGAACGGAAGCCUACUUGGAAUUGUCCGGUUUGUGACAAGCCAGCGCUCUAUGAUACUCUCGUGAUUGACGGAUAUUUCCAGGAAGUUCUUAAUUCAAAUAAGUUACUGCCAGACGUAAAUGAGAUUCAGUUGUUACAAGACGGUUCGUGGGAGAACUUAGUGUUGAAGAAAGAGAAAGAUAAGGAGAAAACUGAAACAAAAGAACCAGCUGAUUCGCGGGAUAAUAAAAUUGAUGUAGACACUGUGGAUUUAGAUGAAAGUAAUCCUACUACUCCAGCACCAAAAGAGAAGAAGCGCGCUGUUAUUAUUGAUUUGAUAUCAGAUAGUGAUGAUGAUGAUGAAGAUAACACACCGACUCAAAGUACAAAGAAACCAGCUAGUGGUAUUUCAUCGCCUAAGAAACCACAGACUAGCUCUAUUAGUAGUACGAGCGAAUCACCAGAAUACAUGAUAAUUGAUUUAGAAUAAACAAUUGUGUGAUAUUACA
This is a messenger RNA of Camponotus floridanus (Florida carpenter ant), 2675 nucleotides long. RefSeq names its product E3 SUMO-protein ligase PIAS2 (gene Su(var)2-10). NCBI's taxonomy places the organism in Eukaryota, Metazoa, Arthropoda, Insecta, Hymenoptera, Formicidae. Gene Ontology annotation, molecular function: SUMO ligase activity; transcription coregulator activity; zinc ion binding. Gene Ontology annotation, biological process: regulation of transcription by RNA polymerase II; protein sumoylation. The record is from RefSeq and is a predicted model, not a curated record. Bases 797 to 2656 code for a protein of 619 amino acids. The transcript has 10 exons.